This is a messenger RNA of Anolis sagrei ordinatus, 984 nucleotides long. Its product is annotated as olfactory receptor 10A7-like. The record is from RefSeq and is a predicted model, not a curated record. Gene Ontology annotation, cellular component: membrane. Gene Ontology annotation, biological process: G protein-coupled receptor signaling pathway. Gene Ontology annotation, molecular function: olfactory receptor activity; G protein-coupled receptor activity. Lineage: Eukaryota; Metazoa; Chordata; Lepidosauria; Squamata; Anolidae.
AUGGCAAGGAGUUCUUUGGACAAAACUAGACACAGGCCAAUGAAUGUAACAGGAGUGGCAGAAUUUGUCCUUUUGGGUCUAACUGAUCAUCCUGACCUGCAGAUGCCAUUAUUCAUUGUGUUUCUGAUGCUUUAUGUAACAACGGUAGCUGGAAACAUGCUCAUUUUCACCAUGAUUGUGAUAGAUCCAUUGCUUCACACACCAAUGUAUUUUUUCCUCAAAGUUUUGUCUUUUAUAGAUGUUUGCUAUUCUUCAGUUACUCUCCCCCAAAUGCUAGUGAAUUUCUUUUCAGUGGAGCAGAAGAUAUCACGCAUUGCUUGUGCCACACAAAUGUUUUUCCUGCUUUUCUUGGGAGCUUCAGAAUGUUUCCUCUUAGCAGUAAUGGCCUAUGACCGUUAUGUAGCCAUAUGCAAACCACUGAGGUACAUGUCCAUCAUGAACAAUACAGUUUGCAUUUCGUUGACAGUUCUUUCUUGGUUCAUUGGGAACUUGGUAUCCCUGGUUCAGACAUCUUGGGUGUUCUCCUUGCCAUUCUGUGGCUCCAAUCAAAUUGAUUAUUUUUUCUGUGAUAUCCCACCUUUAAUUAGACUUUCAUGCAUUGACACUUCUUUUUAUGAGAUACAACUCUUCGCAGCUACCAUUUUAGUUAUUUUUACUCCUUUUUUCUUUAUCCUUGUGUCAUAUAUCCUGAUUAUUUCUAACAUUCUAAAGAUGAAGUCAUCUGAGGGCCGUCAAAAAGCCUUUUCUACCUGCUCUUCUCAUCUCAUGGUGGUGACCCUGUACUAUGGGAGUGGCAGCUUGAUUUAUCUAAGGCCUAGGUCUAUUCAAGCAAAGGACAGUAACAAAGUGUUGGCUUUGAUGUACACUGUCAUCACACCCAUGCUGAACCCACUUAUCUACAGUCUAAGGAAUAAGGAGGUCAAUGGAGCAAUCCAAAGGAUGAUGCGCAAGACAAUGAACAGAGUGUGUUUUCAACAGAGGUAA